CGGUGUUGCAUCCAAAGUCCAUUUUGCACGCUGUGUCACUUUGAAGAGAAGAAGAGUGACUGGAGAUUCUACGUGGUUUCAAGCAAAAAAAUGAGCAUGAGGGAGAUCAGCAAGAACGUGGAGAUGGCCCGGGAGUACGCCCUGCUGGGCAACUACAGUUCCGCCAGCGUCCUGUACGCGGGGCUACUGCAGCAGAUCAAAACCUACGCGCACACCACGCGGGACAGCAGCAUCCAGCACAGAUGGCAGCAGCUGUGGCAGGAACUCAAAGACGAGAACCAGCAGGUUCUGGACAUCAUGCUGUCUCUGGAGAACUUUGAGCUGAACGCGGCCCCUCCAAAACCCGCCGCCUACGGCGACUGUGAAAUGAGGCCUGUGCACGUGGAGCACAGAUAUUCGCCGGGUCCGGUGCGUCUGCCUUCUAACGCCUACAAAGUCAACAACCGUCUGAGCGCCGCUGUGAGAGCGCAGACCAAACAUUCACCCCGCGGGGACAGAAGUAAAACCUCGAAGGGGAAAGACCAGAAAGACACAAAGGAAACUGCUGGAAAAACAAAAGACGAGAAGAAUAAAGCAGAUCUCCAAGAGAAAGAAGUGAAGAAGUUUGAUGGGACGGGAUAUGACAAGGACCUGGUGGAGGCUCUGGAGAGGGACAUCAUAUCUCAGAAUCUCAACAUUAAGUGGGAUGACAUUGCAGACUUGGAAGAUGCCAAGAAGCUCCUGAAGGAGGCGGUAGUGUUGCCCAUGUGGAUGCCAGCGUUUUUCAAAGGCAUACGAAGGCCGUGGAAGGGCGUGCUGAUGGUGGGACCGCCCGGCACGGGGAAAACACUUCUGGCUAAAGCGGUUGCGACUGAAUGCCGAACAACGUUCUUCAACGUGUCCUCGUCCACUCUGACCUCCAAGUACAGAGGCGAGUCUGAGAAACUCGUCCGCCUUCUCUUUGAAAUGGCACGUUUUUAUGCUCCCACCACCAUCUUCAUCGACGAGAUUGACUCCAUGUGCAGCCGCAGGGGGACGUCGGAGGAGCACGAGGCCAGUCGCAGAGUCAAAGCCGAGCUGCUGGUGCAGAUGGAUGGUGUUGGUGGAGCAACAGAGAGUGAUGAUCCAUCAAAGAUGGUGAUGGUUCUGGCUGCCACCAACUUCCCAUGGGACAUUGAUGAGGCUUUGAGACGGCGACUUGAGAAGAGGAUCUACAUCCCGCUGCCUUCAGCCAAAGGCCGCGUGGAGCUGCUCAGGAUCAGCCUGAAGGAGCUGGAGCUGGCCGACGACGUGAACCUGGACAAGAUCGGAGAGCAGAUGGAGGGUUACUCCGGAGCCGACAUCACCAACGUCUGCAGGGACGCCGCUCUGAUGGCCAUGAGGAGUCGAAUCGAGGGCCUCACGCCGGAGGAGAUUCGCAACAUUUCCCGGGAUGAGAUGCACAUGCCAACCACCAUGAACGACUUCGAGUCGGCGCUGAAGAAAGUGUCCAAAUCUGUGUCUGCGGCAGAUCUGGAGAAGUAUGAAAAGUGGGUGGAAGAGUUUGGGUCAUGUUGAA
Molecule: messenger RNA, 1537 nt
Organism: Thalassophryne amazonica
Lineage: Eukaryota; Metazoa; Chordata; Actinopteri; Batrachoidiformes; Batrachoididae
Product: katanin p60 ATPase-containing subunit A1-like
Exons: 11
Coding region: 91-1536 (481 amino acids)
Biological process (GO): microtubule severing
Cellular component (GO): microtubule cytoskeleton
Molecular function (GO): ATP hydrolysis activity; microtubule binding; microtubule severing ATPase activity
Source: RefSeq, a predicted model, not a curated record